UUGGGGACGACGCGGACUGGAGCGCUGAGGGAUGCCCGAGGCAGAACGGGGGAUGCCCAGAAGAACGGGAGGACCGGGGACACCCUGGCGGGGGGGAUGCCGGCGGCCGGGGGCUGCGGGGCUGGUGCUGCGGGCGCGGCCCCGCAGUGCGGAGCCGCUGCUCCGGGGUCUGCGGCCCCACUUACGUGCGAGGCAGACGAAGCCGGUGCAGGCGGCGAGCAGGAGUCCGAGGAGGUGGCGGGCGCCCAUCCUGAGCGGCCCCCAACGCCCUCGGAGCCGCCGCUCCCGGUGACCCCCAGCCCUGCUGCACCAGAGCCGACUGCCACCACUGACUUCUACUCCUGGGAUGACGGGUACUCAGGGGACCACGGCAUGCUGCCCGAGCUCUGUGAGAAGCAAGCAGUGCAGGGCUUCGCCCGCACCUACCAGCCAGCUGUCUACCUGCUGCUCUCACUGCUGGGCAUGGUGGGGAAUGGGUUGGUGCUGCUCACGCACACCCGUUACCGCCAGGCCCACAGCGUCACCGAUGUCUGCCUCCUGCACCUCGCCCUGUCCGACCUCCUGCUGCUCCUGAUGCUGCCCCUCGCCGCCACCAACACGCUGCAGGGCUGGUCCCCGAGCACGGCUGCCUGCAAGGUACUGCAGGGCCUCUACGCCCUCAACUUCUACAGUGGCUUCCUCUUCCUCACCUGCAUCAGCGUGGACCGCUACGUGGCCAUUGUGCGGGUGCCGGCCGCCUGCCGCCUGCGCCCGCGUGCUCGCCGCCGUGGCUGGCUGACGGCGGGGCUGGCCUGGCUGCUGGCCACACUGCUGGCCCUGCCUCAGUUCAUCUACGGCCGAGCGGAGCAGCACCAGGACCUCCAGCUCUGCCGCGUCGUCUUCCCCCAGGCGGUCUCUCGAGCAGCACGGGGGGCCACCAACCUGGCACAAGUUGUGCUGGGCUUUGUGGUGCCCUUCCUGGUGAUGGUGACCUGCUACACGGCCGUGGCCCGGACACUGUUGGUGACCCGCGGUGCCCAGCCGCACCGGGCACUGCGGGUGCUACUGGCCCUCGUGCUGGUGUUUGUGGCCCUGCAGCUGCCCCACAGCCUGAUGGUGCUGCUGGACACUGCCGAGCUGCUGGCCAGCUGGGAGGUGACCUGUGCCCAGAGCCGCCGCAAGGACCUGGCGCUGCUGGUCACUGGUGGGCUGGCCUACCUGCGCUGCUGCCUCAACCCCCUGCUCUACGCCUUCCUGGGCCAGCGCUUCCGCCAAGAGCUGUGGCUCCUGGCCAGCGAUGCCGGCUGUGUGGGGCCCCUGGAGCCGCGCUGCCAUGGCUGCCCCAGUCCCCGCUGGCGGACAUCGCUCUCCACCUGCCAGGAGGUGGUGUAGGGACACAGAGCCUGCAGCCUGCGGCUCCCUGAGAGACCCUCGGUCAUGUCCGGAGCCAUCCCAGGCCUGGAACAAGGGCCUGGCAGGGGCAGCACAGUGAACUCACACGGUGCCUGCACAUGCGUGGGCAGAGGCAGAGCAGCCCCCUGGCGUCUGUGUGCCCUGCAAG
Messenger RNA from Calypte anna (Anna's hummingbird), 1540 nucleotides. RefSeq names its product C-C motif chemokine receptor 10 (gene CCR10). The record is from RefSeq and is a predicted model, not a curated record. The transcript has 2 exons. Gene Ontology annotation, biological process: chemotaxis; immune response; G protein-coupled receptor signaling pathway. Gene Ontology annotation, molecular function: C-C chemokine receptor activity. Lineage: Eukaryota; Metazoa; Chordata; Aves; Apodiformes; Trochilidae. The coding region runs from base 97 to 1371 and encodes 424 amino acids. Gene Ontology annotation, cellular component: membrane.